Messenger RNA from Adineta ricciae, 831 nucleotides. Lineage: Eukaryota; Metazoa; Rotifera; Eurotatoria; Adinetida; Adinetidae. The record is from the annotation of a GenBank genome assembly.
AUGUAUCAACAGUAUCCAGCCGCACGACUUGAUCAUACAGGAUACAAGCGAUUUGAACAAAGGUUCCCAUUGCCCGUCGUGGCAACACUGGCCACAAUUCAGAUGUUGACUACCUUUGCCAUCUUCUCCUUGGAAGUUGCUCACAAUGCGCUUCACAUAAAGCUGACCAAUUUGUUCGUUGGAUUUUGGACAACAAUACCAUUCACUAUUCUCUGGAUAUCCAUGUAUGCAGCUGUUUGCUGUUGUCGGCGACAAAGCUGUGCCACACAUGCAGUUGUGCAGAACAUUCUUGGAUUCAUUUUUGCAUGCAUUCUCAUUGGCAUCAACAUUGCUUUUAUUCGGCAGCCCGACAAGUGUUUUUUCACAGAAGGAAUGUGUCGAACGCUGAACUGGGCAAGCUACAUACAUGGCCCUCUCGAAUGCUUAGUCGAUGGUGUGACAAGCCAGUGUGGAAACACUCGCAUCUCCCUCAUCAUUGCUCAGCUCAUUUGUGGCGUUGUUAUGGCACUAGUGUGUCUCAUCUAUUUUGCCAUCUAUUGCGCAAUAUUGAUGCAGACAACGAGAGUGAGUCAGUCUGAAGUGACAACAGUGAAUGAUGCCGUGACGGCACCUGUAUAUCCAACAAAUGCCAAGCAGUUGCCAUUGUCCAUUAGUCAUCAUCAUCAGACGUACACCAUAUCUUCUCAUCCUUAUCAGGGAGGAGUACCAGUGAUGAUGAGCGUUUACCCACCACAAGCAGCUGUUUCGUCUAUGGAGAAUAGCUAUGUGAACUGCAAUCCCUCGACUCAAUAUGCUACAAUCUAUCCAACGAUUGGUAACGAUCGAUUUUAA